AUGAGAGGCAUUACUUGUCAGGAGUUCAAUUAUGAUGGAUGGCUUUGUUUUGAACAAAUCAAGCGUAUUUUUCCACUGGUGGAAAAGUUUUCCAUAGCAUUAUUUGGCAAUGCAUCCACAAAUAACCAUGACAAGUGGUAUGACACUUUGAGUCUUGGAGACUUUAAAUCACUCAAAUCUGUUACCAUAAAGAAAAUCAAUUUUUCUGGACAAUUUGGAAAUGGAAUCAAAUUACCUGCUGCGGUGAGACAAGUUCGUUUGGGUCGUGAUAUCGCGUGGGGCCAAAAUGCCGCUAUACACUAUGAUGAAGGCUCUCAACUCGAGCAUGUUGAGGUUGUCGGUACUGCAACAAUGGCACAAGUGGGGAUCAGCCGCAUUUUGCCGCCAUCAUUAUAUUUUCCGCAAAGGAUCCUGAAUUUUCAGCCUCAUUUGUUGAGACAACACGGGACUGGGUUGUUGUUGUUCUUUUUAUGUGAAUAG
Molecule: messenger RNA, 480 nt
Organism: Diutina rugosa
Lineage: Eukaryota; Fungi; Ascomycota; Pichiomycetes; Serinales; Debaryomycetaceae
Exons: 1
Coding region: 1-480 (159 amino acids)
Source: RefSeq, a predicted model, not a curated record